Molecule: messenger RNA, 2981 nt
Organism: Choloepus didactylus (southern two-toed sloth)
Lineage: Eukaryota; Metazoa; Chordata; Mammalia; Pilosa; Megalonychidae
Gene: GGA2
Product: golgi associated, gamma adaptin ear containing, ARF binding protein 2
Exons: 19
Coding region: 39-1925 (628 amino acids)
Biological process (GO): vesicle-mediated transport; intracellular protein transport
Cellular component (GO): trans-Golgi network
Molecular function (GO): small GTPase binding; ubiquitin binding; phosphatidylinositol binding
Source: RefSeq, a predicted model, not a curated record
ACUGGGGCGGCCGCGGCUACGGCAGCGGGGCUGGGCCGAUGGCGGCGACGGCGCUGGCAGCCGGGAGCGGGGCGGCGGCGGGGUCCGAGCCUGCGGAGGGGCCCCCGGGGCCGGCGCUGGAGCUGUGGCUCAAUAAAGCCACAGACCCAAGCAUGUCGGAACAGGAUUCGUUAGCUGGCCAGAGGAGAGGGAAAAGCUGCUACCAUCUCUCAGCACUGGAAAAUAAAGCCACAGACCCAAGCAUGUCAGAACAGGAUUGGUCAGCUAUCCAGAAUUUCUGUGAACAGGUGAACACUGAUCCCACUGGCCCAACACAGGCUCCCUGGCUCCUGGCCCACAAGAUCCAGUCUCCACAAGAGAAGGAAGCUCUUUAUGCCUUAACGGUGCUAGAGAUGUGUGUGAACCAUUGUGGAGAGAAGUUCCACAGUGAGGUGGCCAAGUUCCGCUUCCUGAAUGAGUUGAUCAAAGUGUUGUCCCCAAAGUACCUAGGAUCCUGGACCACUGUAAAGGUUAAAGGACGAGUCAUUGAAAUACUCUUUAGUUGGACGGUCUGGUUUCCAGAAGACAUCAAGAUCCGAGAUGCUUAUCAGAUGCUUAAGAAACAAGGAAUCAUAAAGCAAGACCCUAAACUACCAGUGGACAAAAUCUUACCUCCACCUUCUCCCUGGCCCAAGAGCUCCAUUUUUGAUGCUGAUGAAGAAAAGUCAAAGCUUCUUACACAGCUUCUGAAGAGCAAACAUCCUGAGGAUCUUCAGGCUGCAAACAGGCUGAUUAAGAAUCUGGUCAAGGAGGAGCAAGAGAAAUCAGAGAAGGUGUCAAAGAGAAUCAGUGCAGUGGAAGAAGUUCGCAGCCAUGUGAAGGUGCUGCAGGAAAUGCUGAGCAGGUACCGCCAGCCCGGGCAGGCCCCACCAGACCAGCAGGCCCUGCAGGUCGUGUAUGAAAGGUGUGAAAAACUGCGGCCCACCCUGUUCCGGCUGGCAAGUGACACCACAGAUGAUGAUGAUGCUCUUGCUGAGAUUCUCCAGGCAAAUGACCUCCUCACCCAGGGAGUUCUCCUGUAUAAACAGGUGAUGGAGGGCCGUGUCACCUUUGGGAAUACAGUGACCAGCUCAUUGGGAGACAUACCUGUCUCCAGAGUCUUUCAUAAUCCAACCGGUUGCAUGAAGAAUGGCUCCCUGAUUGACUUGGAGGUGGACGAUGGAUCUGAGCAGGCCAGGACUGUGGCGCCAUCUCUGCUUCAUCAGGACCUGGCAACCUUAGGGAUCACAGAUGCUCCUGUUACAAACAAGGUUGCCAGUCAGAAUUGCUGUAAGGAAAAGAAGAAUCCCACCCCUACCACCCCACCCAGUGGUGGUGUUCAGAGCCCUUCUGCAGAGAGGAACUUGCUGGAUCUCCUUUCACCACAGCCCUCUCCGGGCCCUCUGAAUUAUGUUCCCCAGAAAAGCAUCCCCAAGGAAGUUCCACCAGGUACAAAGUCCUCUCCAGGUUGGUCCUGGGAGGCUGGCCCAUUGGCUUCCUCCCCAUCUUCCCAGAACACACCUCUGGCUCAAGUGUUUGUCCCCUUGGAGGCUGUUAAGCCCAGCAACCUGCCUCCCAUUAUUGUGUAUGACCGGAACGGAUUCAGGAUUCUGCUCCACUUCUCCGAGACUGCGGCUCCCGGGCACCCAGAGGUACAGGUGCUGCUGCUGACCAUGAUGAGCACGGCCCCCCAGCCUGUUUGGGAUGUCAUGUUUCAGGUGGCUGUGCCAAAGUCCAUGAGAGUGAAGCUGCAGCCAGCAUCUAGCUCCAGACUUCCUGCAUUCAGUCCUUUGAUGCCUCCAGCCGUGAUCUCGCAGAUGUUACUGCUUGAUAAUCCACACAAAGUGGUAACAACUGGGAACCGAAAAAGGGACAUAAGAACUUUCCCUAAUACCAUGGAGUCCUGAAAGGGAACCCAUCCGGCUGCGGUAUAAGCUGACAUUCAACCAAGGUGGACAGCCUUUCAGUGAAGUAGGAGAAGUGACAGACUUUCCAGACCUGGCUGUCUUGGGUACAGCCUGACUUUUCACAAGAUGGACCCUGCCUUUCAAGCUUAAGCCAGUGUUACUUUUGCUGUCUAGACAGAUCUGAUAAUGGUGAUUUAGUGCAGAGUGCCAAGAGUUCUGUCCUGUUGUCAGGCUCUGGGUACCAACCGCUGACUUAUUCUGCAGAUUCUGUGUGUGUGUGUGUGUGUGUGUGAGUGAAAUGUGGAAGCAUUUUUGAUGAGCAUCUCUGAUACAACCAUAUCUGUUUCUGCAUGUAGGUGGACAGUGGUAUUCUCUGUCUCCAGUUUGAGGUUUUAUAAGCCAAAGGUGUUUUUCAUGUAUUAUCUUUUCAUUCAUCCACUCUGUGCCUUGUCAGCCUUUGAAAGUCUUGCUACUCCCAGGUUGCUGUUCUCAGGGACUGUAAAAGAGACCUGGUUGGUCUUGGGGCAGAGGGUAUCUCCUGGAGCCCUCUUUUCCAAGAAAGACCUUGUCUCCAUUUCCAUUAGAGAAUGCUGCUUCCAUGUGUUUGGGAAGGUCUUCUAAAUGGAAUACUUGUUGCACUGUUUCCUGGCAAGCGGCUGCCUCUAGACCAGAGGACCACACUCAGUGGGCCAGUCAUGUCCUUCACCACUGUGCCUUAGACCUGCCCUCAGGUGGACCCUCUAGGGCAGAGAGGAAAGCAGAUCUGAGGCCUUACUCAGGCCUCAGUUUCUGUGGGUUGGGCAGUCUAUCUGCGCCCUUACUCGGGAUCCUCAUCUCCAUCCCCAUCCUCUUUCCUCAAGCGUUUACUCAGAGCUCUGUGAUUGUUGAUAUCAUGCUAGUCAUUGUAAAUCAUACCCAACAGGCUGGUCCUUGCCUGUUUUUGACUUUACAAUCCAAGAUGAAAAACUGUGAUGCAACUAUAUAUAAAAAGAGUUUAGCAAUGAUUUAAGUGGUAACUGUUAAUGUAGAAAUCACUGAAUAAAUACCAUUAGCAAA